Molecule: messenger RNA, 459 nt
Organism: Miscanthus lutarioriparius
Lineage: Eukaryota; Viridiplantae; Streptophyta; Magnoliopsida; Poales; Poaceae
Source: the annotation of a GenBank genome assembly
AUGGACUUGCCGUUCUUCGUCGCCUUCUCCGGCAUCCUCCUGGUGGGCCGGUACCUCCCCUUCGCGCUCCCCGUGAACGCGCGCGCCGUCGUCCUCGCGGGCAACGACGACGUGACGCCGGCAACCCGCGCCGCGAAGUGCGCCGUCUCGGUGGCCUUCGCCGGCCUCGUGCUGCUGGUAUCCAGCAUGCAGCAGUGCUCCGGCUCCGGCGGCCAGCAGUGCUGCCCGGCGGAAGUGGCGAUGGAGGGGAGGGCGCUGUGGUUCAACUCCGCCGCGCUGUUCCUCGGUAUGGUCCUCGGUGGCGCCGCGGUGGCGCUGCACCCGCAUGCUCAGCGGCGUCGUCCGAUUGUCGACUUGGCCGUCGAACAUCUGACCCGGUUCACGGAGACCGUCACGAUCACCGCGUUCGCGCAUGACGUUUGCAUUUUCUUCAAGGUUGUCGAGAUGAUACAGAAGUGA